Procambarus clarkii (red swamp crayfish) is the source of this 558-nucleotide messenger RNA. The record is from RefSeq and is a predicted model, not a curated record. NCBI's taxonomy places the organism in Eukaryota, Metazoa, Arthropoda, Malacostraca, Decapoda, Cambaridae.
AUGGGGCACAAGGUGCUGCUGUUGUUGCUGCUGCUGUUGGCGAUAGGUGUGGUUUGCGGCAACGUUCUGAAAGGCGAAGUUGUUCGUCUUCGUCGUCAGAGCCCAAGAUACUCCUUCCCUGUCCCCGCGGGAGGACAGCUAGCUCUUGGACCCGGUGGCGCGAGAAGUGACUUUGUUGAUUCUGAUGAAAGUGAUGAAUUCAGUGAUGGCAGAGCGGGACCUCCCUAUCCGCCUCUGAUGCCCUACAAGUUCGCCUUCGAGGUUAAGGAUGAUUCGACAACCAAUUACCAGAACCGCGUGGAGUUUGUGGAGGAUGGAGUCCUGCAGGGUAGUUACAGCCUCCUGUCUCCCGAUGGGAUAGUUCGCACUGCUGUCUAUUCUGAUGACGGGGUCUCCGGUUUCAAGGCGAUGAGUCACAAUAACGUGAGUAAAGUAUGUCUCCUGUCGCCCGAUGGGAUAGUUCGCACUGCUGUCUAUUCUGAUGACGGGGUCUCCGGUUUCAAGAGUGGAUUCCCUUGUAAUGUGUUUCGUGUGGGUAAAGGCUAUAUGAUGCUUUAA